AUGGAGGCCCCGCGAGCGUUGGAAGCGACUGAACAGGCGCUACGGACGCGCGUGCAGGCCGUGUCCAUGCGGCGACGGCCUACAGAUGACGACAAGAUGUCUGUGAAGUCUGCGCCGGGUUCCAAGUGGAUUCGUGGUCGUCCGAAACAGUCGCGAAGUCGUGAACCGCUGGAUGACGACCGCUGCGGUGUACCAACGCUGGAGAGUUGUGCGUCUCCCGGUCGAGUGACGUCUGGCUCGAUUGUGUCGAAUGACAGCAGCACGAGCAAAGCGAGUGGGUGGAAACACAACAAGAAGCAGAAGCAGAAGAGCCACGACCAGCGCCUGGGGAAUUACUGCACUACUGUCAGCAGUAGCAACAACAGUUUCACUAGUCGAAGCAAUGACAUUUACUUUGCUCCGCACUCGCCCGUGCCAUCGAUCGUCUAUUCGGUACAAUCACAGACGGGAAGCAGCAUCUCGCACGUCUCUGAGAGAAGAGGAGCAGUCUUGACGGACGUGGCGGGCCCGAGCUUUGCUCUGCCAUUGUUCCAAAAGGAAUCAAUAUCGAAGGCGUCCACAGGUACGAGAUCGUAUCGUCGAGGGCGGGAUUUGGAGCGAGGACACGAGUUUAAUGAGAACGAAGACGAGGAAGUGGAUGAUGACGAUGACGACCAGCGAGCGCUCGACGACACCACAGGAGAUAGCAUACAGUUUUUUCUGCAUGGACCGCCUCAUGUUUCCAUCGAAGAAGCGCAAAAGUACACGUUUGCAAUUGUUCUGAAACACACGGAGCAGAUUUUUCAAUUGCUGAAGCGGCGCUUUCCAUCGCGCUCGGCGGCUUCGAUACGACGGGAUUUGCCGCACCACGUCAGUAUGCUGCAGCAAAAGUGUGUGCGACGACUGAUCCAAGCUGGACUGGGCGUGAUUCUGCUGGAUGAUGGGCUGUACGAUAGCUAUUUGGACGCCCAGCGGGUAAAUCGCAACGACCAGGACCCUAAGGGCGGAGAGAAGAAGGAUGUGGCCAGAAACUUGUGUAUUUUGGUUGACCCCAAGAAAAAUCCGGACUUGCUGCUGCAUGAGUUUAAACGUGAGCUGGACGAGUUGUCCAUCAAGCGUGGUGACGCACUCGGGCGGCUGGCGGAAGAGUCUCUUGACUCGCUGAAGGGGAUGUGUUUCUCGCCGGCGUUGGAGCUGCAACUCACGCACAAUAUCAUAAUGAACGCUUUUAAGGAUUACGACAAGGAAGAAUGGGUUAUUGACGUCAACAAGGAGCUCACCGUGACCGACGUCAUUGUCGAGUGCUUCCCUCUGCACGAUCGUGCGUUCAACAGAAAGUUUUUCGACGAGUAUCGCAAGCGGACGUUUGAGUUGAAUUUGCGUAAAGCUGCAGCGGGUAACAGCGAUCGCUGGGCAGUGGAGGAACUCCGCCUUCACUUCGGUGAACGCGUUGCGUUCCUCUUUGCAUUCAUGCACAUUUACACCAAACACUUGUUGCCGCUUACGGUGUCAUGCCUUUUCUACUACCUGUGUUUCCGCUUUACGUCAGAACCGCUGUGGAAGGAGUAUAUGGAAGGGCUGGCAAUCAUUGGUGUAUUUGUGGUCUGUUUCUGGGGGCCGUCCUUUCUCGUGUGCUGGGCGCGCGAGACGCGUUUGCUCGUGGAGAAAUGGAAUUUGGCCAAGUACAAGAAUACUGUGUACGAACGCAAUGACGAUAAUCCUGGUUUCAAGUACAUAUGGGUGAAGAAUCGGCUCACGCAUGAAAUGGAGAAGAUUCCCAAGCAGCGCAAGAAUCACUGGAUCCAGCUCACCAUGUUGGUCUUCGUUCUUAUAUGUGCACUCAUCCAGUGCGUGUGUCUUGUUCCGUUUAUCCAGUGGUACGUGUACGCCAAGAAUGCCCCUACAUGCGAUGCGUGCAAUGGCGACAGUGAUGAGUCCUACCCUUGCAUCUGGUUUAUGACGUGCUUUAACUCGACCACUUCAGCAUUGGGUACAGAUCGGUGGGUGUACAUUUUGAUCCAAGGCAUCAUCCUCGGCUUGCUCAUUGACAUCAUUUUCUUUGAGCUCUUCAACUGGAUGUCGGAAAAGUUUGUGCAGUGGGAAAACUAUGCGAAAAAGUCUGACCACGAAAACCGUCUCAUUCACCGUCGCUUUGUGUUCGUGUGGAGCAAUUGGUUUUUCUGGUUUCUUUUCAUCUCGUUUGUCUACAUGCCAUUUGGCGAUACGAUUUUGGAGCUCUUUCAUAAGUUCGGCCUUGGCGCGCUGGCACCAUACGAUUGGAACCCAAAUCUCUUGACGGUCGACACAUUAUUUGUCACCCCGCUUGUGGUCACGCAAUUGCUUAACAUGAUUCUGGAGACGAUCGCCCCCUAUUUACUCCGCAAACUCCGAGGUCGCCCUUCUAUUGGCUGUCGCCAGGCUUCACCGUUUACGUGGUGUGUGCGCCACCUAUCGCGGUGUUUCCGCUUCCGGGCACGCCCGCCACAGUCCAUGCAACCUGCCAAUGGUAACAUUCCGGAGACAAGCAGUGUCGUCAGCGGCCUUGUUAAGCCUGAAGUUGUUGAGAACCGCGUCCCUGUCACACAUCUGACAGCCACCCGUCUAGCGCACUCAGUUGAAAAGAAUACGGGCUUUCUUGUGAAUGUGCUGCCGAUGUCAGAUGACUCGAACAAAUAUUCGGCAUACGAGAUUUUGGCAGAGGUAAAGCUACCGAUAUUCGACCCGGUGCUGGAUUACUUGGAUGCUUGUAUCCAGUUUUCGUAUGUAAUGAUGUUCACGGUCGUUUGGCCGUUGCUACCGUUUCCAGCUUUUCUCAACAAUAUAUUGGAAGUACGCGGCGAUGCGUUCCGCCUGCUGUUUGCAAACCGGCGGCCGAUGCCGCGGCGAGACACAUCAAUUGGCGAGUGGGCCACGGUGCUUGCGUAUGCUAACAUCAUCGGCGUGACGGUAGUGUCAGCUUUCGUCGUGGUGUACCAUUACGGAUACUUUCGAACCGAUUGCAACUUUACGUUUACUAACGCGUACGUUGUGCCAUUUGGAAUUAUCGAGCGUGACGAGACUGCCGAUCCUAGCUCGUGUGUGAAUGCCAGUGAAUCACCGCGAUGGCGCAUGUUUCAGAUUGUGCUGUUUGUCGUGCUCGAACAUGUGAGUUUCUGCGUACGGUACUUGGUGAUGCAAGCCGAGAAGACGCCUGCCUCCAUUCGAAGCUCGGGUUACCAGCGACUGAAGCAGAUUCAGCAUUUGACGGCGACCCCUGCUGCUCCCCCCUCUCAGCUUGAGUACGUGCAGCGUCUGCGUGUGCUGUUUGAAAAGCACGACGUCGAUGGUGACGGCCACCUGGGGGAAUUUGAGCUCAUUCAGCUCCUGGCGGCCUGGUUAUGCAAACACCCGUCUGAGUUACUGCCGUUCUCGGGACUCAUCUUUCGUUACAUGGAUAAGAACAAACUGGGUAAAGUGCCGUUCUCAACAUGCUGUCUCAUGAUGCAGCACGUGAAUCAUGACCGGUUCUUUUCGUGUUUGCUGGGCCUAUACGACCCGCUUCACGGAGCCUACAACGACGAAAUACGUCGUACGUGCGAUCCCAUUGAGCUGCAUCGUGUACUGAGCGAGGCAUCAUCCGAGGCACAGCUGCGCCGCAGCACCAUGAGUCGCGCUUCUGAGGCCACGGACACCUCACGAUUGCGUGACUCGACCUUUUUUUACGUAGACAAUUGA
Molecule: messenger RNA, 3693 nt
Organism: Hyaloperonospora brassicae
Lineage: Eukaryota; Oomycota; Peronosporomycetes; Peronosporales; Peronosporaceae
Source: the annotation of a GenBank genome assembly